Rhinichthys klamathensis goyatoka is the source of this 4437-nucleotide messenger RNA. RefSeq names its product ASXL transcriptional regulator 2 (gene asxl2). The transcript is spliced from 12 exons. Lineage: Eukaryota; Metazoa; Chordata; Actinopteri; Cypriniformes; Leuciscidae. Bases 346 to 3969 code for a protein of 1207 amino acids. Gene Ontology annotation, cellular component: PR-DUB complex. Gene Ontology annotation, molecular function: DNA binding; peroxisome proliferator activated receptor binding; chromatin binding. The record is from RefSeq and is a predicted model, not a curated record. Gene Ontology annotation, biological process: positive regulation of transcription by RNA polymerase II; animal organ morphogenesis.
UAUUAUUCUGUGACAUAUUCUCUGGCCAACAAACAAACACGGUGUGAUUAUGAUUCAGGCUGCAUCACAAGUCAGAAUUCAGAUCAGGAUCGGUAGCAUUCAAAUAUUCAUCUAGUUCCUUUUGCUUGAAGAUCAGAUUCAUCACGCCGGUAUGGAGCCGAAGCUGGCCAUAGGGUCUGUGCGGUGGACCUGUCUGGUUCUUGUGGUCUUUGCUGAGGAUCUGUGCCGAUGGCUGUCAUGUCGACGAGGCCUUCACAGGGGAUUGUCUAGUAGACACGGUCUGUGCUGACAUUCAGGGCUGCGUUUUGGUCGUGUCUAGGUGCAGGUCCACCAUCUGAUCUGGAUAUGGACCGGAUCCGGCUGACUACGGUGCUCGAGAAGUACCCCAACACACCGAUGAGUCAUAAAGAGAUCCUGCAAGUAAUUCAGAGAGAAAGGCUUAAGGAGAUAAGUGGGACUUCCCCUCUUGCCUGUCUCAAUGCCAUGCUCCAUACAAACUCACGUGGAGAUGAAGGGAUCUUCUACAAGGUCCCCGGUCGAAUGGGAGUCUAUACACUGAAGAAGGACAUUGGAGAUGUGAUGAAGGAACUGUCAGAAGAGGAUUCAGAGGACAGCAGUGAUAACAUGUCUGAUACCCGAUGCUCAGAAAAUACCAGCACCACUACCUACAGCAAAGAUGGACGCAGAGGAAGGUGGAAGAGGAGAGUGCCAACAAAACUGCAGUCUCAGCCGUCCUCCCCACAGUCUCGCUGUUCGUCUCCGUCAGUCUCCAGCAGCAAACUCAUGUCCCCAUCACAGAAACACAGCAAGAAGGCCCUCAAACAGGCACUGAAACAGCAGCAGCAGAGGAAUCAACGCCGGCAAUGUGGAAUCCCCAACGCCUCAAGCCCACGGCUGCUCCUCAAGACCGUCAAAGACAUGGCUCGUGACUCCUCCAAAUCCUCCUGGGAGCUGAAACAGACAGAGUGCCGCCCUGCCAGUCCACAGAACUCUACCUCCAGCUCGUCCUCCUCUGUCAAAGCAGAUGUGUGCCACGCGGCUGGUGCCCGAAAGGUGUCUCAGCGCUCCAGUCGGCUCAGUGCCAGACAACUGAGGCGUACCAAGUGUGAGAUAGAUGUUGAGACACCAGAUUCCAUCCUUGUCAACACCAACUUGCGAGCACUAAUCAACAAGCACACAUUCUCACUGUUGCCUACAGAGUGUCAACAGAAGCUUCUUAAGAUGCUCCCAGAUGUUGACCAGCAGGUUAGUAUAGAUGGAGCAUUGAAGGUGACCAGCUCUGCCUUGAACAAUGAAUUCUUCACAUCAGCAGCACAAUCUUGGAAGGAGAGGUUGUCAGAGGGUGAGUUUACCCCAGAGCUGAGACUGAGGAUGCGGCAAGAAAUUGAGAAGGAAAAGAAGGUGGAACUUUGGAAAGAGCAUUUCUUUGAGAGCUACUAUGGUGAACAUUCUGGACUGAGUAUAGAGGAAUCCAAAGAGCUGACAGAAUCCAUGGACAUUCCUGAACCAGCUAAAAGCUCAGUCCUAUCAGUAAAGCCAGAGAUUGUCAAAGAGUCUCAGAAGAUAAACCCUGUGACAGAGGUCAUCCACAUGGAGUUAAGAUCCAGAGAUGUGAAAUCAACAGUAACGCAUGCCUCCCCUGAAGAGCCAGUCAAACCUCCUGCUUCAGAGCAAUCACGUUUAUCUUUAGACAUAAGGAAGGAUACACAGGAAGAAUUGAUUUCAGAGUCCUCUGUUCAAAAAGCAGUGGAUCCCAAACCUUGCAGUGAGAAAACGCUGGAGAUUAAGAUCACAUGUAAGCCCCCAGCAUCUCCUUUGGAAGCGGUAGUCACCUGUUUGAAAGGAAAGGAGACACAGACCACUAAAGAGGAAAGUCCUGUGGGUGAUGCUGAACAGAUAACGGAGAGCGAUAAGGUUGGAUCUCCAAUAACUGCUGUCACAUCUGAGCCUCUGAAGAGAAAAUUCUCUACUGAACUGGAUACAGAGCUAAGGACAGAGAAGAAGCCCCGUGUCUCUUCAUCAGAAACGUCAUCCACUGUGACAGAUAAAGAAAAAGUAGAACAGAGAGUACCUCCUCUCAAAAUCCCAGUGUCAAGAAUUCUCUCUGCCCCUGCCUCUAUUGGGCAGGUAUCUCCAAGGACUCCUGUUCCCUUGACACCCCCUAGCAUUCGGCCUGGUCGCACCGGUGCACGCACUCUAGCUGACAUCAAGGCAAAAGCCCAGUUAGCCCGUGCACAGCGUGCUGCUGCAGCAGCAGCCGGGUCAUCUUCCUCGAGAGGAACCGGCUCAGUUGGAAGUACCUCAACACCCUCUCCAGCUCGGUCCCUGUCUGAAGAUUUUUCACCAGCAAGCAGCAGAAGUCAAUCUGUGUCGCCUAUAAAGCUAAGCUCUGAAUCUCCGGCCCCUGAAGGCACAGUGACUCUCUCACAAACCUCUCCUUCCUCAGGUUUUACUGGACACACAGACCCCGGUUUUGUACUGGACUUCACUGCACAGGGUUUUUUAAAAGAAAAUCGCUCUUUGAUGGGGUCGCAAACCACUCAGUGCGCAUUGAACCCAACGGGCAAGGAUCAACGUAACCUCCUCAGUCCUGGAGGGACACCAGCACCUUCAAGUCAGGCAGGAAACUUAACUGUGUCAAACACAAUUGCACAAAACCAGAGACAACAGCAGACACCUUUUUCAGGAGCGUUAGUGACCAAACCUAGCUCUUCAAUCCCAGCAAACAAUCCUCUGGUCACCCAGCUUCUUCAAGGUAAAGAGGUUCCAUUAGAAAAGAUCCUCCCAAAGCCACUAGCCAAGGUGGAGGUUCAGUCUAUGGCCAUAUCUGCCAAAGAUAAAGGGAACCUUGGUACCACCACUGCGGGGUUUCAAAAAGAUAGCUCAACAAACCAAGAUGAUGUCAGUAAAUUGGGGAACCAAAUUCCUUUUUGUUCAUCUGUGAUGCAAGUCAGAAGUAUGGACAAGUUGGUCAAAGUUGGCACUCAGGACCAGAUUCUCCAUUCACUAAGGCUCAAAUGUGAGCAGAAGCACACCAAUUCAGACUGUCAACCCUCUCAAUUUCAAUCCUGUCAGUUAGGUCACAUUGAGAGCAGCCUAGACCAGAGUGUCCAUCUAGGAAUCUUUGGACGGAAGAGGCUAUCUAAGCCAGCUAUGACAGGACACUACCUCCUCAAUGUCUCCACAUACGGUAGAGUAUCCGAGAGCAGCAAACGGCCGCACCUAGCUAGUAAUACAAGCUCUGCCCUUGCUAACCUGAAGAAAGAGAAAAUUGAAGCAGAGGAGAGUGUGAAAGGGAAGACAGAAUCACUUGCAGGGUCUCAUACCACCUCUCAAGGGCACCUGAAUUUCUCAAGGGUCAAAGUGGAACAGCAGGGUUGUUUCAUCAAUAAACCAGAUGAUGGUUUGGCAUCCCAACCCUGUUCUGAUAUAAAGUCUGAAUCUCCAUCAGUGAGCUGUUUAUCCAGCAAAGAAGGAGGCAGCACUUCUACUAGAACCAAAGAAAUAUGCUCAAGAACACAGCUUGACAUGUGCAGCAGUAUACAGGAUAAAACAGAGCGAUAUCAGUUAAGUGACUGUCACCAACGCACGUUUUUGUCUCAGAAUGGACCUCAGUAUGGUGGCACUAUCAGCAUGUCUGUCCCUAAUGCACUGAACCACAGCAUGGCUGACACUCCAACUUCUCCUACUGUGUCUUGCAGUGGUGAUGGUGAAACGGCUAGUGGAGGUAUGAUGUCUUUUUCAGUCACUGUCACUGCCAUACCUGCAGGUCACCUACUGGAUCAGAGCAGUCAGGGUGAGACCUCACCUGAGCAAGCCUACAUAGAAACCUCUGGGAUGGAGGACGUCCAAUCAAAGUGCUACUGUCGGCUGAAGGCCAUGAUUAUGUGCAAGGGAUGUGGCGCAUUCUGUCAUGAUGAUUGCAUUGGUCCAUCCAAUCUAUGUGUCUCAUGUUUGUUGGUACUAUAAUGGUCAUUAAGAUAAACUGCAACACGUUCAUUAAUUUAAAAAAACAAAACAAUCACUGCAGUGAGGGUAGCAGAAAUGUUACAACAGUACAGCAGUGACGCUCUCGCUGUGGGAACCUAUUCAUCUGUCCAUUGUCAUUUGAGACAGGCUGUUGUGCUGUUAUUCUUUUGGGGGGAAUUCACUAAGAAUGAAUUGCACCUGCUAAUAGUGCUGCUUAUUUGCACGUACAUUCUGCUUUAUUUUAGUGGCCGAUUCAAGAAAGGAAUUAUGCAUAUCAAGUAAUGUUGCUUGUAAACAUGGCCAGCUACAAGUGCUGUUCUUGUAAGUCAGUUCUGAGUAGAGGUCUUCUCGGGUCCUAAAAUCUGUACCCGACCCGAAUCACUUCUUACCCGAACCCGACUUGCAUGAAUUAAUUUGUUUAAAAGAAAACCCUGACCCGAGUCAGACCAGAUAAAAUUAGACCCGAGU